CUGAAGAGGAAAUGUUGCUUUUUGACAGAUGAGAGAAAUCCCCUUAGUGCUGGCUGUGGGAAGGGAGAAGUGAAGUCAGUCACCUGGUGGUGAAGGCCAGUAAAACAGCAAAGCGGGAGGAAAAUUGCUGUCUCCCUCUCUCUUCUCUCCCUCUUUUCUCUCUGUGGGAGCAACCUCCUAUUCUCUCAACUCUUUUAGCAUAACCUUCAAAGGAGAACGGUCCCUUCAGACUUUAUUACCGUCUUUUCCCCACUGAGAGAAUACCUCUUAGCUACAAGACAUUUUUUAAGUCUAUGCAGGACUUCGGGGAUUCAGUUAUCUUGCCAGGGAAAUUGAUGAUUGCUAAUGUCUGGGACUCACAGCGUGCUAAAUUAGCUACCAGAGUAUGCCUGACGGAGGAAGGCUUUUAUCACAUACUCUUCUCUCCAGUUUGAACACAUUUGCUUGAAUUUUGCCGCAUGAUGCUGUCCAGGGAAGCAGCUUUUUUUCUUGGGAUGCAGCAACUCGCUGGUUUCUAAGCUUAUUGCAGAAGAAGAAAUAAUCUGAAAUAGAGUGGAAUUUUUUUCCCCCCUCCUCUGCUGGAUUCGACUGAGCCGUGGUGGACCGCGGUAAAGAUCACCUGUCCCUAAAUCUUUGAAGAAGUAAAACAAAGUGAAUUACCAUUAGUAUUUAUUUAUUUAUAUCAUUUUUUUUUUUUUUUUAAACCGGCGGAGGCGGCGAGACCACGGAGAAUGAGACUGAGAGAAGCUGCCAGGGCUUGGAGGAGGAUAAAGCUGAGUUUCAGCUGGAAACUAAAAGACUAAAAGAUCGGUUCGGGGAGCAACUUGACCGGUUCCUCUCCACUUCCUUUAGUUUCGCUCCAUGGAUAGAUCCACGGACCUGGACAUCCAGGAGCUCAAGGCAGGCCAAGAGAGAUGGAUUUUCUACUGCUGGGAUUACCUAGGGAAGAGGUCAGCAAGCCCCACAGGAGUGCAUGCACAACCGCACAGAGACUAAGCAUUUUGUGACUUCAAGAUAUUAGUACUUGGACUCAGAAUGAUGACACGAGAACAAUAUAUACUAGCAACACAACAGAACAGCCUGCCGAGAACUGAAAAUGCACAACUUUACCCUGUGGGGAUUUAUGGAUGGCGAAAGAGGUGCUUAUACUUCUUUGUCCUUCUGCUGUUGGUUACCAUGAUAGUUAACUUAGCCAUGACAAUAUGGAUAUUGAAGGUUAUGAAUUUCACUGUGGAUGGUAUGGGGAAUCUGAGAGUCACCAAGAAGGGAAUCCGACUUGAAGGUAUAUCUGAGUUUCUACUUCCAUUGUAUGUGAAAGAAAUUCAUUCCCGAAAGGACAGUCCACUGGUCUUACAGUCUGACAGGAAUGUAACAGUGAAUGCAAGAAACCACAUGGGGCAACUCACUGGACAGCUGACAGUCGCCCACAAUUUGAUUAUUUCCUGUCGUCUAUUCCUCCUGGGAGCUGAGGCUGUGGAGGCGCAGUGUAAAAGAUUUGAAGUAAGAGCAAGCGAAGAUGGCAGGGUGCUGUUCUCUGCAGAUGAAGACGAGAUAACUAUUGGGGCUGAGAAGCUAAAGGUUACAGGAACUGAAGGAGCAGUAUUUGGGCACUCUGUGGAAACACCUCAUAUCAGAGCAGAGCCAUCCCAAGACCUCAGGCUUGAAUCACCAACCAGAUCCUUGAUAAUGGAAGCUCCACGAGGGGUCCAGGUGAGCGCAGCUGCAGGUGACUUCAAGGCUGCCUGCAGGAAGGAACUGCACUUGCAGUCUACAGAAGGGGAGAUUUUUCUAAAUGCAGAUACAAUCCGGCUAGGAAAUCUACCAACCGGUUCCUUCUCUUCUUCACCCAGCUCCUCAACUUCUCGACAGACAGUGUAUGAACUGUGUGUCUGCCCCAAUGGCAAACUCUAUCUUUCUCCAGCUGGAGUAGGCUCCACCUGUCAGUCCAGUAGCAGCAUUUGCUUGUGGAGCUGAAGCGACUGAUUUCUCCUCACACCAGAAUAGCCUUUUGUUCCCGUCCGUCUGCUUCACAGUUUUGCUCGUUUUCCCGUGUGAUCAGUGCAGAGCUUCUUCAGAUGGACCACAGAGCAAACUUGUCCAGGAUCAGCAGGGAUUGGCGCCCACCUUCUCCUGAUUCACCUGACUCAACACAGUGUGACUGACUCGGCCGUGGGAGAAGCAUCUCCAGCAGGAAACCUGGAUCAUGACAUUUGCUCGAAAAGGAGAAUAACUUAGGUGCCUUUGCUACGCGGAGUGAAGCACACAGUUUUAGAUUUUUGCAGAACCUGGCUACGAACUGCGCACGAACACAUUACCAGAUGAAAUUCCCAAAUCCAAUGGUGACAUGAAACGCUGACCCCCGUCAGAAGACUAAUUCUGCAGUCCGAAAGCACAAUUUUCCAUUCAUCUUUUUUGGACGUAAACUUUUAUCCCCGAAUUUUAAAAUUUUGAAGCAUUAUGUAAUGCUUGCUUUACUAAAAAAUUAAAUUCAAUACAUGGUUUUUAACUAAAUGAAACAAGACAAGACAGAGUCCCUGAGUUGUUUUUGUUUCUUUAAAUUCAGUGUGUUGGUACUCUUUGUCUACUAAGCCUGGAAUUUUGUACAUUAGAUAAUUUUAAAAGCGCUCAGCAAUAUAAUCUUUACAAAAUUAACAAAAAUACCAUUAUGCUCUCAUUUGUCAGAUCUGGAUGGCCUUCUAUUUAUGUGGCUAUUGCAUGUGACACAUUUGCUUUUAACAAAACAUCGGAACAAUUGCAAUAUAAGAUAGGAGGGAUAUACUUACAGUGUGGAACCCAUCAGUUAUUUCGUUAAUAAUUCACAUGGUGUCCUUUACCCUUAGGUUUUAAUAAUACUCUUUUGUUUGCUCCAUUUACAUUAAACUCGAUUUUUAACUGCUAAAGUUAAACCAGCCUCUAAUUAAAUGCUAAUGUUAUGCAUAAUGCUGAGAACGGGUUCACUUUCCACAGGGACAUCAACUUCAAAUUAAGUAUCCUUCUUUUAAUUUCAGGUUCAUAUUUAAGAAGGUUAGAAAUUAAAUUAUAAAUUCCAGAAAAGGAAAUGGUAAAAAGACAAGGGUUCAGCAGAGUGUUGGAUGAGUGCUUUCUCCGUUUAGGAAUCUAGUCACGCCUCUGUUCUUUGACUGUUAACAUUUAGUCACUUCUAUUAGACUGUUAAGUUACCAUGACAUCAUGAACCGUAGCUCUUUCCAUUCUCCGCUGUUUAUUUUUGUUACUGAGUUCCCAAUAAAUAAUUCCAGAAAAUUA
Molecule: messenger RNA, 3264 nt
Organism: Peromyscus californicus insignis
Lineage: Eukaryota; Metazoa; Chordata; Mammalia; Rodentia; Cricetidae
Gene: Sgcz
Product: sarcoglycan zeta
Exons: 10
Coding region: 1036-1974 (312 amino acids)
Biological process (GO): cardiac muscle tissue development; heart contraction
Cellular component (GO): sarcoglycan complex; sarcolemma
Source: RefSeq, a predicted model, not a curated record